AUGAACAUUAUAGAUGAAAAACGAGGUUUCCGUAUUAGUGAGCAGCAACGUAUGGCGUUAAUCAGCAAUAUGGCUGAUCAUCCACAAUUAGUGAAAUGGGUUACCGAACUUAUGAAUGCAUCAAAAGUAACCUGGUCAAUAACAAGAACUAUUAGAACACCGCCUAAUAAAGCCAGAAAGCAUACUUUCAAACGAAUAUACCAGUGUCAUUUUAAUACCGACUAUCGGUCUCCAUCUGGUUCUCCAAAAAAGAAACAUGCUUCGAGGAAUAUCAUGUGUCCUGCCAUGUUAACAAUUAUUUUGGUUUACAUAACCAAAAAUAAAUCAAGAUCCAAAACACCUGAUGUUCUAGCAGAAGAUUGGCCUUGUAUAAUACAGUUUUCGGGAGAACACAAUCAUAAUAUUUUUAGCGCUACUACCCUUAUCCGACGUCCUAUAGGUGAAAGCACUAAACAAGAAAUACUAGAAUAUUUUGGAAGGGGUCACUCGGUGUCUUCAGCGUAUCAUAGCUUCUGCUUUAAAAAAAUGGAUGAAUGGGGAGAAGAAUACAAUACGUUAUCAGCUGAUCGUCAUUAUUUUCGCAAUAAAACAGAUUUCCAAAAUUUAUGGAUAAAACAUUUCAAACAUAAUUAUGGUGAGAGAAAAGGUUCAGAAAUGUUCAGUAAGUUGAAAGAAAAUUUGACCAACAAUAAAGUGUCCUUCAAAGUAUGUCACAUCGACGAUCAUUAUGUAAACAACGUUAUUAAUACUUUGACAAACGAAAACAAAACUUUAUUUUUCAAAAUCGCCACUGGAUCGGAACCUCCCAAGGAACUUUUUAUGUCAUUGAAGAUACCUAGUAAAAAUUUAGACCAAGAAGAGUCAAUCGUACCCGCUACAAAACAAUUACGUGAAAGCGAGCAGUCGACUUCGCAAGAAAAUAAUAAUGAAAUUAUGGAUUAUAAUCCCACAAUUCGUGAGGAAGCUGAAAGUUCGAACGACAAUAUAUUAGCUAUAGAAACUACAUGGACAGAUUUUAUAAAAAACCUUAACGAAAAAGUUAUAACAGGAUUAAAAGAUGAUCCCCUAGGGUUUACACGAGCAACUCAGUCUUGUGUAACAUCUUAUCAAAAAAACAUUAAUUCCAGUUCCAGUUUGCUAAGAAGCCUACAUAUCUUAUUUAAAUCGAAUGACCAACGUUAUACCUCAAAGCGACUCUACACAAAUACAACUAGAAAAGGUAAGAAAAUAGGAGUUCAGCCGACAUCAGUUGCAAGGCGCAAAACUGUUAUAACUGGUAGGAGAAAACUACAAUCUGGUAGACAAACAGGAAGCUUAAUUAAGAAAAAACGAAAAGCUGUACAUUCACUAUCAGAAUACGUAGAAAAAAACGUAAGCUUGGGGGAUAACAAAUUUGUGAAAUGA
Psylliodes chrysocephalus is the source of this 1404-nucleotide messenger RNA. The record is from the annotation of a GenBank genome assembly. Lineage: Eukaryota; Metazoa; Arthropoda; Insecta; Coleoptera; Chrysomelidae.